This is a messenger RNA of Spodoptera litura, 3317 nucleotides long. RefSeq names its product homeobox protein six1. Lineage: Eukaryota; Metazoa; Arthropoda; Insecta; Lepidoptera; Noctuidae. Gene Ontology annotation, cellular component: transcription regulator complex; nucleus. Gene Ontology annotation, molecular function: DNA-binding transcription factor activity, RNA polymerase II-specific; RNA polymerase II cis-regulatory region sequence-specific DNA binding. The record is from RefSeq and is a predicted model, not a curated record. Gene Ontology annotation, biological process: regulation of transcription by RNA polymerase II.
UUCAUGUCAAACCAGUUCCAUUUUAGCGUUCGAACGGCGCGCACGCGUUUCAAAUUUGGUAUUGACGGCAUUUAAAAAAAAAUCGAAUUUCGAAUUCUAUUCGUGUUGUAUGCCAGUGUGUUUUGUUUGGAGGUGAUUUUCUGUGUUCGAUUUAUAAAUUCGUAACGGUUUUUCAGUUUUGAAUAGUAAAACGUAAAUAGGUUGUGUUUCGUCAUUGGUGGGGAUAUUAUUUUUAGCAUUUAGCUUGUUAAAGCUGUUGGUGUGAUGUGAGACGGAUCUUAAUUUAGCGGUGCACAUGAGUGUAAACGCAGUGACCGUCAGCAGUAAUUGAAAUAAAAUGAAAAAGAAGAGAAAACCAAUAUCGGAGUGAAACACAUCAACCAAAAAAUAAUUUAAAAAGCAUUUAUUUAACAUAAAAAACUGCAUGGUGUGAACGGACUUUAACCAGACAGAGACUGGGAGUGAAUUAAAAAAUAAAAUUAAAAAAGAAUAACGUCAAAUACAACUCACUCGUAUUCAUAAACAAACUUCAAACCAUUUUCGAAAUCGGAACACAAAUAAGUAAUCGACGUUUAAAAGGUGAUCGCUUUUGUUUAAACAUUUUUGGGACUGCCGCCUUUUUGUGUUUAUUUACCGUUUAAAGUAUUUUCGAAAAACAGUGGAAGUGCAAACAUUUAAUUUUUAAACGUACUUGAUAUACCGAACUUUGAAAACGUUAUUAAAAAAACAAAAGUGCGGGAAAGUGAGUGACAGCUUUUACAGAUUGUGGGAAAACAACUAUUUUUGUUAAUUUUUCUCCGAAAUUGGUGUGAAAUUGCAUCAAAGUGGCUGGAGACGAGCAUUUGGACAUGUUGGGGGGCCCCGAAUGGGGUCAGCGGGAGUCGAGCCCCCCAAGAGAUGCUCCCCUGCCGAGUUUCGGCUUCACACAGGAGCAAGUCGCGUGCGUUUGCGAGGUGUUACAGCAAGCAGGUAACAUCGAGCGACUAGGUCGGUUCCUCUGGUCGCUACCAGCGUGUGAACGACUCCAUGCUCAUGAGUCAGUUCUUAAAGCAAAGGCGAUGGUGGCCUUCCAUAGAGGAAACUUUAAGGAGCUGUAUAGACUGCUGGAGUCACACACCUUUAGUCCUCACAAUCAUCCCAAGUUGCAGAGCUUGUGGCUUAAAGCACACUACAUGGAGGCGGAGAGGUUACGGGGCAGGCCGCUGGGUGCCGUCGGCAAGUACCGCGUGCGACGCAAGUUCCCGCUGCCCAGGACUAUCUGGGAUGGAGAGGAAACCUCUUAUUGUUUUAAAGAAAAAUCCCGGUCAGUUCUUCGUGACUGGUACCUACACAACCCUUACCCCUCGCCGAGAGAGAAGAGAGAGCUAGCAGAGACCACGGGCCUCACCACUGUACAAGUUUCGAAUUGGUUCAAGAACAGACGACAGCGAGACAGGCAAGCAGAACACAAAGACAGCGGAGGUACAGGCGACAAGCAACUGGAUUCUUCAACUGACGACGACAGCGAUGCGCCGGCACAUGGGCCAGCGCCUCACGCCCUGCCUGCGCAUGCGCCGCAGCCUCUCUACCCACUCUACGAGCAUCCUUUAGCACACCUUCAAUACCACCAUACGUGACCCUUCGAUUACCAGUAACGCCAUGAGUUGUAAAGAUCAAGCUGAAAAGAUCAGCCGUGGAAGCCUCGAUUAUCAUAACGACAGAAAUUAGUCGUUAAGUCAUAAACAAUAAUUAUCGAAUAAAUCACAAACAUUUGGCAUAAAAAUGCAAUGAAGCUUGAUCUCUGUACUCAUGUCCUAAAGUUGUAAAUAUCCUGGCAAUAAAGGCGCCAAUAAAUUCGUCUCAAAAAAACAAUUCUCUUUUUGAGAAAAUACAAGCAAAUAUUGUUUAAUUUAUAUCAAGUAGGCAGCUCUUCGUAGGUCAAUGUAAAUAAGUACUACAUAAUUGUAUCUUUUGAAAACUUUAGGCCGAUUCAAACUUGCCCUUUACAACUUUAACACCUUCAAAUAGUUAACUAUUAAUAGUAUUUAUAGGCUCACAUAAUUUUCUUAUAUUGUUUAUUAUACCAAUCGAAAAUAUUUUAAAAUGUUUCCAUAUUGUGUGUAUGAAUUAAAAAGCAGUUUCUUUACAUUACACUUAUUAGAAAAUUGACAGCCUAAAUAUUAAUUCUGAACCAUUCAAUUUUCUAGAGCGGUAGUCUCGACAUUGAUGAUAACCGGAUCACCAGUGUCGAUAAUACUUAUUGUAUUGAUUAAUUACUGUGAGACCUUUUAAAAUAUUUCUUUUGAUAUAAUAAUACUUAUUCAAAUACUUUACCGAAAGCAGUAGCUUCAGUAUUUAUGAACCACAUAAUAUAAGUUGUAUACGACCACAGAAUGUUAAUUAUUUUGUAUUUACUUUGUAUAUUCUAGUUUAUAACGAAUAUUUAAGUACCUAUAUCUAAGUUUUAUUUUAAUCAUAUUUUUGCACACUUGAACAGUUCAACCGUAAGUUUACACAAAAUAUGAACAUAUUACUGAAACAACAGACUACGGCCCAUAUCAUCUCCGCCAAUUAUGUUACACCAUUUAAAAUAACGACCAAUCAACAUGCGUUGCGUUGCGUAGUUCCACAUCAGUAGUAAGUUUUUUCAAUUUCACUAAAGCAUAUUAAUCUACCUAAUUACCUGUAUAUUACAAUAAAUAACAAAUUAUAAUAUUUAUAAAACCAAUUAUUUAUUUAUAAGCCUCAUUUAGUCAUUAACACUACUGACAUAGCUUCCCAAAAGUAAAUCAUAGACGUAAAGAUAACAAAAAAAAACAUGACAGAGAAACAAAACUGGUCUCCAUAACAUAAAAACAGACCACUUAAAAAUCACUUGUCCAAGCCUAAUUAGAAUAAUUUUCUACAUCGUUAAUUAUAACAAACUAUAAUAUUAGUAUGUGGGCGACACGAUGAUCAGAACAAAUUCAUAAUUAUGUAAAACAUGCUUGUUAGGCCAAUAAUUAUGAAUCGUAUAUGGAAUAGGACAUAAUAAGCACUUUAUUAACAUAAAAAUUAUGAUUGCUUGCGAUUUUAUCUCAUUCUAAUACACUGUAUAGAUUUUUAUCAACAAAUAUAUUUGACUAUUCGAACUUUUGAUGAGUUUUAAAUCACUUGUGACCUCAAGAUCUUAUCUUUUGAGACAACUUAAUCGCAAGCUUCUGGUAAGUUUUUACAAAUUAAUAAAGGUUAAUGAAAACAGAUUUUUAAGAUUACAAUCUAAUUACUUGUACAUACAUAAUUAUGUUUAUUGGAACUAGAAAAGUAGUAGCACGGAGUCUGGAAUUGUGCCCGGUAUA